Molecule: messenger RNA, 1176 nt
Organism: Adineta steineri
Lineage: Eukaryota; Metazoa; Rotifera; Eurotatoria; Adinetida; Adinetidae
Source: the annotation of a GenBank genome assembly
AUGAAUAAUAGAUCAAAUGAAAAUGAACGAUCGGAUAAUAAUAUUUAUCAUUGGUAUGCGGAUGUGAUAGUAUUUCGAGGUUUUGGUCCAAUAAUUGCUUGUUUGGGUAUUAUUGGUGGAACACUUUCAUGUCUUGUUUUUCGUCGAAAAGCUUUAAGAAAAAAAUCUUGUUCAAUUUAUUUUUUAUUUUUGGCUUUAGCUGAUCUUUUAGUUAUGAUUUGUUGGCUUAUUCAUUUUGUUUUACCAACAUAUAAUAUUCAAAUACUUAUUUUAUCAAAUUUUUUUUGUAAAGCAUUUGUAUUUGCAAUGUAUUUGGGAUUUGAUUUAGCAAAUUAUAUUUUAACUGCUUGUUCUAUUGAUCGUGCAGUAAGUAUAUUAUUUCCAAUUGGAAGUAGACAAUUUUGUCGUCGUCAAGUAGCAUAUACAAUAACAUUUGUAUUAUUUAUAAUUCAUACAUUAUUAAAUAGUCAUAUAUUUUAUGGUUUUAUUGUAAAAUCAGCGAAUUCAACAUUAAAUACAAGUAUUCAACAUUGUCAUUAUCGUUCUGAUUCUGAUGCAUAUCAAAAAUUCUUUCUUGCAUAUGAUUCUUAUAUUGAAGUUAUUAAAACAAAUGUUAUUCCAUUUAUAAUAAUGAGUAUUUGUAAUUUAAUAAUUAUUAUUCGUGUAUGUCGAUCAAGUUCAUCUGUUAAUUUAAGUAAUGGAAAAACUAAUAGUAAAACAACAAAAUCAAAAAGAAAAUAUGAAAAAGAUCGACAAUUAACAUUUAUGUUACUUGGAUCAGCUAUUGCUUUUCUUGUUUUAACACUUCCAACUGAAAUUAAUGAUAUUAUUAGAUCAUAUUCAUCAGAAAAUCAUGUUAAUGAAAAAAAAUAUUUAUUAUCAGCUAUUCUUGUUUCACUUGCACAACUUAAUUAUGCUAUUCAUUUUUACAUCUAUACAUUAACAGGUGAAGUAUUUCGUCAACAAUUAGUUAAAUUAUGGCCAAUAAAUAUAAUUUGGCCAUAUAUUCUUCGAUUAAUUCAAUGUAAAAAUGUUGAUUCUUCUUCAUUAGCAACUGACUUAACUAAUGUUAAUCGGAAAAGACAUUAUGAAAUAACACAAGCAGAUCAUACAUUGAAUCCAUCACAAUUAAAUAUUGAUAUUGAAAAUGAAGAUGAAACUAGUCAUAUUCUUUAA